AGCUUCCAUAUCUUGUCAUAGUCUAAAGGACAUUUCUCUUGUUGCAACAAGCAAGACAACAAAACAUCAAAGAAGAUUGCCCGGAGAGGUGAAAGAGAAGGAAAAGAUGGAGAGACAAGAAGAGCAGCAAAACAAGUCUAGAGUUGUGAAGAUAGACUCUGUUCAAUCCUGGGACUUCUAUUUUAACCUAGCUACCAAUCAAGGCUGCCCUAUUUUUGUACACUUCACUGCUGCAUGGUGUAUUCCCUCGGUGGCCAUGAACCCCUUUUUUGAAGAACUGGCCUUAACUUUCCAAGAUCUCCUGUUUCUCACCGUUGAUGUUGAUGAUGUUAAGGAGGUGGCAACGAGGAUGGAGAUCAAGGCAAUGGCAACAUUCUUAUUGAUGAAGGAAGGUACUGUGGUUGACAAGCUGAUUGGUGCAAAUCCAGAAGAGAUAAGGAAACGGAUUGAUGGUUUUAUGCAAUCCAAUCGUGCAUAUAUUGCGUAGGAUUGAUGCUUGUGAUGUUUAUACAUGUUCGAACGUGUAAAAUAGGGUGUUUAUAUUGUGUAUCGUCUUAUGAGUGUGAUUCCAAGCUUCGGGAAUGUGAUUGAGAAGUUGACUACUCUAGAAUU
Messenger RNA from Hibiscus syriacus, 612 nucleotides. RefSeq names its product thioredoxin-like protein CXXS1. The record is from RefSeq and is a predicted model, not a curated record. Bases 107 to 487 code for a protein of 126 amino acids. Lineage: Eukaryota; Viridiplantae; Streptophyta; Magnoliopsida; Malvales; Malvaceae. The transcript is spliced from 3 exons.